This is a messenger RNA of Cajanus cajan (pigeon pea), 1313 nucleotides long. Its product is annotated as Terpenoid synthases superfamily protein. Gene Ontology annotation, cellular component: mitochondrion. Gene Ontology annotation, biological process: mitochondrial respiratory chain complex I assembly; biosynthetic process. The record is from RefSeq and is a predicted model, not a curated record. Lineage: Eukaryota; Viridiplantae; Streptophyta; Magnoliopsida; Fabales; Fabaceae.
UUACAAGUCAUGACGUAGAGUAGAGGUGCAUGUGCCACGCGAUUGAUUCUGGAAAUUGGGUCCUAAGUCCUACAAUAGUGUUUUAACAAACAUAACAUAAUAGGGUCCUUGUGCUGAAGCAGCAACAGCAACAUCAUCGCCUCCACCAAGCACCCAGGUGCAGCAGAUUUAAUGAAUGGUGGUUCUGCAUCUAGUAACUUGAGGGCAGCUUUCUCCCAUUGUGUGCAACAAGUGCGCAGUUAUGAUUACCAUCACUAUCUUUGCCUUCUUGAGCUGCCUCCGUCUAUGCGGAAGGCUGCAUUUGCACUCCGUGCUUUGAAUGUUGAAACAGCUAGAGCUAUGGAUGUUGCUUCAGAUCCCAGGAUUGGCCUCAUGCGCCUUGUUUGGUGGCAGGAAGCCAUAGACAAAAUGUUUGCCAAUAAAUUGAUUGAACAUCCAACAGCACAGGCCCUGUCAUCUGUGAUAGCUGAGACCAAAAUCAGCAAGAUCUGGUUGAAGCGAUCUGUUGAAGCUCGGAUCAACGAUGCAAGAAGAGAGGCUACUGACAUGCCAGAAACUAUCGGAGAGCUGGAGAAAUAUGCCGAGGACACGGUAUCAACUAUGCUGUACCUAACACUUCAAGCUGGUGGUAUCAUGUCUACUACAGCUGAUCAUGCAGCAUCACACAUUGGCAAGGCUAGUGGGAUUCUACUGCUGCUCAAAUCACUGCCCUAUCAUGCGGCCCGCAACCGGCAUUUUUCUUACAUACCAACUGCAGUUGCAUCCAAGCAUGGUUUGAUAGUUAAGCAGGAAGGUGGGGAAGAGAGGUGGGUGGAUUCUCGUGAGGGCCUUUGUGAUGCAGUUUAUGAAAUGGCAUCAAUAGCCAAUGCACACUUAGAGAAGGCUCGGAAGUUAGUUGGAAGUGUGCCUGUUGAGGCUCAUCCGGUGCUUCUUCCAGCAGUGCCUGCUCAGGUUCUCUUGGAUUCCCUAAGAAAAGUCCAAUUUGAUGUGUUUGAUCCAAGGCUAGCACGAGGGGUGCUGGGAAUACCACCUUUGUGGUACCAGCUUAAACUCAAGUGGACUUCAUGGAGGAGGAAAUACUAACGAGUUACACCUAGCUUUAGUCGAUUCAUGGGACCCUGGACCUUUUUGCCUGGUAAGUGAUGAGUAUUUGUUUAUUUAUUUAACGACUAAAUUCGCCACACCUGUUGUUGGCAGAUAAAGUGGGCCUGUAAAUGCUAAAUCAACAUUUUACUGCGGAUUGAUUGAUACGUUUGUUUUGAUGCAAUUACUAUUGCAUUUGGAGGGAUUUUUAAUACAUUUUAAUUUGACAA